Messenger RNA from Rhodofomes roseus, 1227 nucleotides. RefSeq names its product beta-lactamase-like protein. The transcript has 3 exons. Bases 145 to 1071 code for a protein of 308 amino acids. The record is from RefSeq and is a predicted model, not a curated record. Lineage: Eukaryota; Fungi; Basidiomycota; Agaricomycetes; Polyporales; Fomitopsidaceae.
AAUCCGGGAAAGAGCAAGGUGACUCGCUAUGCCAUGGGGGCGGCGCCUCGGCCAUAGAGCAGUUCGAGCAGGCUGGAGGUGCUUUGUGAGCACCACCACUUCAGUCUCUACCGUCACCGCUUUGGCAGUCUAGAACAAAGCAGCAUGUCAGAGGGUCGACCGCCGGUACUCCCUUCAGAUGUUUCCGGACAGAAAUUCGUUUCCGUGUACGCCCUACACGCCGGCUCGCUAUUCCUACCAGACCGAGAAGUCUUCGACGAUGCUCUGGACAGCGACACCGGUUCGAAGGUGCCUAGCUUUGCAUUCCUCAUCGAACACGAUCAGCAUGGGAAGCUCCUGUUCGACCUUGGGCUGAGAAAGCAUGGAGAAGGUUACCCACCGGCUUUGAAGGAGACCUUGCAGCUGUUUACCGUCGAUUGUCCGCACGACGUCGCUGAUAUCCUACAAGACGGAGGCAUCUCCCCCAACUCGAUCAAUACCAUCAUAUACAGUCAUCUUCACUUUGACCACGUCGGCGACCUCACGCACUUCCCGGCCGCCGAACUCGUCAUCGGUGGCCCCGCCGCCGAAAUCAUGGAGAAGCCCUACCCGCGCUACCCAGACAGCCCCUGGCAAGAGUUCCCUAGGCACCAGACCGUGCGCUACAUCCACUUCGACGACGGCGUCGUGCGAUUCGCGCCAUCGCGCAAUGUCGCGCCCCUCGGGUCCUUCGAGCGUGGGCUAGACUUCUACGACGACGGCUCCCUGUAUCUGCUCGACGCGCCAGGGCAUUUCCCCGGCCACCUAGCGGCCCUCGCGCGCGUGGCGCCGGAUACGUUCGUCCUGCUCGCUGCGGACUGCUGCCACAAUCGUCUCUGCUAUUCCCCGGGAGAGCGUCUUAUCAGCCGGGAGAAUUACCACGACCUCGAUGUUGCGCGGGAGACCGUCGACAAGGUGAAGGUUAUGCAUCGUCUGGAGAAUGUCGUGGUUAUCCUCGCGCACGAGAAGGAGAGGCUCGAUGAGAUGCCACUUUUUCCCAAGGCUCUGAACCGAUGGGUUGCGGCGGAGACUGGGAAGAAGAGAAGCCGAUAGACACGAGGAUGAUCUUGGAUCGAUGUGUUGCAAUCUGUGACAUGUACCAUGGUCCGACAGGCUACGAUCAAUGCUAAUGGGAUGGUACGACUACGUGUCUUCACGAGAAGCAUACAAGCAAGAUUAGUAAACUUCUACUGUGCCGUUAUUGUACUC